Molecule: messenger RNA, 1074 nt
Organism: Dacryopinax primogenitus
Lineage: Eukaryota; Fungi; Basidiomycota; Dacrymycetes; Dacrymycetales; Dacrymycetaceae
Exons: 4
Coding region: 1-1074 (357 amino acids)
Source: RefSeq, a predicted model, not a curated record
AUGCAUGGCAUUGGCAGCCACUUCCGUGGCUGGAGCGAAGAGCGCGCUGUCGUACGCAGGUAUUCCGACACACUGUAUAAUGUCGAUCAACCCCGUGACGAUAAGCCCUCCCCACCAUCAGCUAAACAUUCAACCAUCACCUCGACAAUCUCUGCACGUUUGUCAGCAUCCCGCACUCCGUUAUGCCCAACCUGGGGAGGGGGGAAUAAGCGACACUGUCGCAGUGCAGGGCGGAUUGCACAGUUGCAUGCAAAGUGGAAUGUGAAGGUCCGUGAGAAGGGACUGGAGGGAAACGCGGUCCAGGUGCUGGAUGUGUAUCCACAGGAGUUUAUCAAACAUCCCCAGAGCAAUGCAGUGGUAAGGAAGAAGAUGGAGGAGCUCCGGCCAGGCUACCUUCGACAUCCUGAACGUAUGGACCUUGCACCAGAGCAUGGUGACUGGCCUUUCGAAAUCCACCAUGGCUUCACCCCUUCGGAGCGCGUCCUCUCUCUCUUCCAGCAGUUCUUUGCCACACACCCUCGUGGUAGCUAUGAUGCCAGGCAGACUCGAUCGACAUAUCCUGCGGUUUACCUUGGGCAGUCAACCGAGACGGUCCGGGCCAUGGCUGCACUCCUGCAUGCUAUCAAUCAGGAGGUCGGAGAUCGGAUCCUUGGGUUGCUUGGGAAGCGCUUUCCGGAGGUGGCAGCUGAACGCAAAGCCAUCAUUGAGCACACCUGGCAGCACAAUGCUCUGUAUGAUCAGCCAGAGAUUGCAGGGUGUUGUGCCUAUCUUAAGCAUCAUGCUUGGCUGUGUUUGGCCAUUCAGGAUGGCAGGGGUAACAUUGUUCACAUUGACAUGAAUGAUGACCCCCAUCAAUUCACUGUUCUCUUCACCUAUGGCAUGUAUACCCAAGGCUACUUUGUCAUCCCCCAGCUCAACAUCCACAUUCCCCUCCAGCCUGGUCAGUUCUUAUUUGUAAAGACAUGCUACCUGGUCCAUUAUGCAUCCCACUUUGAGGGUGUGCAGUAUGUCUUCCCAGGCUUUAUGGAUGCCAACCUGUGCAAGGAUUAUAGAGAGUGGAAGAAGAAGCAGUAA